CUAAACUACAUACUGAAUUGUAUUUUGCAAAAAGUACAAAUAAAAUAUUUUUGGCGCUAAAUUAUUGGUAAUUUAAACGCAAGCGGCUGUCUCUUGUACAAUGUCGGCGUCACUUGACUCUGCUUUGGAUCCAAUGGAAGAGAUUCGUUUUCGGAAGAAACAUGGUGCAAUGUGGAUAGAUAUACAAAAAGAAACACAUUUCACGUUUGAUGAACUAGAACAAAUUAUGGUAAUAUUUUUCAAAAUUCAAAAAAGAGACGAAAAACCCGCUGCGUCUGAUUUAAUACCUAGGGCCCACUUUAGAGACGUUCUUCACACUGGCCUUGGAAUGACAGAUACGUAUAUGAUGGAACGUGUAAUGGUUGCUUUGGAUAGAGGUACAUCCCCCUUCGUUACAAUGGCCACUUUUGCUAAGGCAAUGUCCUUAUAUCUGAGAGGUGAUUUGGAGGAACGUAUCAAAUAUGCAUUUACGUGUUAUGAUUUACUUGGAGAAGGAUCACUUAGAAGAGAGACCAUGUAUCAGCUUAUGAAGAAGAGUUUAGCCAAGGCUUCUAGAGAUGAUGAUGUUGAAGAGGCUGUAAAGGAACUCGUAGACAUUAUGUUGAAGCGUAUGGAUUUAGACCUGGACGGAGUGAUUAAUUUCAAGGAUUUUCACGACUGCGUAAUGAAGACACCUUCUCUGUUGGAGAGCCUAGGCUAUUGCCUUCCGGAGAGAUCUGCAGUUUAUUCCUUUAUUGCUACAUGGUGCCCCGCUUGGGGAAAAAUGUAAAUCAUAAAUAAAUAUACCUGCAUUUGUAUAAUAA
Molecule: messenger RNA, 803 nt
Organism: Galleria mellonella (greater wax moth)
Lineage: Eukaryota; Metazoa; Arthropoda; Insecta; Lepidoptera; Pyralidae
Product: calaxin-like
Exons: 5
Coding region: 101-769 (222 amino acids)
Molecular function (GO): calcium ion binding
Source: RefSeq, a predicted model, not a curated record